Messenger RNA from Saprolegnia parasitica CBS 223.65, 1466 nucleotides. RefSeq lists its product as hypothetical. The coding region runs from base 6 to 1466 and encodes 486 amino acids. The record is from RefSeq and is a predicted model, not a curated record. Gene Ontology annotation, molecular function: NAADP-sensitive calcium-release channel activity. Gene Ontology annotation, cellular component: membrane. Lineage: Eukaryota; Oomycota; Saprolegniomycetes; Saprolegniales; Saprolegniaceae. The transcript is spliced from 8 exons.
CGAAGAUGGGGGCGUGGAUCUUGCGCUGCGCUGUGCAUGCGCUCCUCGUCGUCGGCCUCACGCUGCAUGCGAGCCAGGUGGACAACCACCUCCAGGCCUACACGCGCGGCCUCGCCGACGAGCUCUGGACGCUCGUGAGCGCGCAGCCGCCGAGCCGCGCGUACGACUACGAGCUCUACACGAUGGACGAUACGAUUGCGCACGUCCACAGCGUGCUCGACAACUACUUUAUGCUGCCGGUGGUCGCGCUUGGCCGCUUCCGCAUCGCGGCUUGCGACGGCGCCGAUGAUGCGCAAGACCCACUGGCCUGUCCGACUCUGCGCGUUGUCGAGUCGGCCACGGGCACGGACGAGGUCGAGCGAUUCUACGACCUCCAGCGCGGCAACGAGUCGUCUUGGCCCGUCGGGCUGCGCUACAACACGCCGCAUGACGUCUCGCGGGUGUUUUUCGACGCCCUCGUGUCGAUGGAGCUCUCCAUGCGCGUCGAGGUGCACCCGCCGUCCCGCGAAGAGGACGUGGAUGCGGAUUUUGAGUUUACCAACUGGAACAUCUCGUUUGCGUACGACCUCUCGGCGCAGGGCCAGCUCCACGGACAGAUGCGCGUGCGUCGGCUGCUCCCAACCCUCACGCUCCGCGCGACCCCCAAAGACUUGAUUCCGCGCUACGUUGCGUUUAUCGUGCUCGCCGUGCUGUACCAGCUCCUCGAGCUGGGCCACCUCGUCGCGACGCUGCCCGGCGCGCAGAGCCUCGAGACCAUCGGUCGCCACUUGUACUUUACGGAGCCAUGGUGCCUUGUCGUGCUCUGCAUGAAUGUUGCGACUGUCGCCGUCUCGAUCCAAGCGUGGCAGUACGCAGGGCAUUUGGCCUACUUUGAGCAGCUCUCGCUGACGUUUGCGACGGCGUGUGGUCUCGCGUGGGUCUCGUCGCUGCGGUAUCUGCACGCGAACGCCCGCUUCUACAUCCUCGGGCUCACGCUGCGACGGGGGCUGCCGCGCGUGCUCGAGUUCCUCAUCGGCGUCGGCCCGCUCUUUGUCGGCUACGUGCUCUUUGGCACCGUCAUGUUUGGCAGCCAAGUACCCCGCUUUCAGGGACUCACAACGACGGCGACGACUCUCUUUGCUAUUGCGAAUGGGGACGAAGUGCGCUUGACGUUCGACUCGCUCGCUGCCACGCCGUUCUUGGGCCAGAUCUACCUCUACUCGUACAUCAUGCUCUUCACGUACGUGGUCCUGAUGGUGUGCAUUGGCAUCAUCGAAGACGCUUUCUUCUCGUCGGCCUUUCCGAGUCUGUGGAAACAACCCGCGACGCGCAGCAAUGACGACGACGCCUCGCCUCGUCUCGCCAACGACGCGUGGCUGCACCUUCGGUCGUUGAUUCUGGACGAGACCGACCCGAGCUUUCGGAGCUCCCAAACCGCCAUUUUGAACCGCGUCCAAGAACGAUUGUACGUCGCAAAUGCACCGUGA